Messenger RNA from Hibiscus syriacus, 810 nucleotides. RefSeq names its product ethylene-responsive transcription factor 13-like. Gene Ontology annotation, biological process: regulation of DNA-templated transcription; ethylene-activated signaling pathway. The transcript is spliced from 2 exons. Gene Ontology annotation, molecular function: DNA-binding transcription factor activity; DNA binding. NCBI's taxonomy places the organism in Eukaryota, Viridiplantae, Streptophyta, Magnoliopsida, Malvales, Malvaceae. The record is from RefSeq and is a predicted model, not a curated record. Bases 1 to 810 code for a protein of 269 amino acids.
AUGUCAAUCAGCUUUGCUUCUUUAAGCUCACUCAUUUUUAUUUAUUUAUUGCAUAUGGGGAUUGUUUCAGAAUCAGAGUUCAACAUCCUUGAAUAUUUUCAACGCUAUCUUGUUGAUGAUUUUGAGGAAUCUCAAGCAACAAUCACUUGCAGCAGCAAUAAUGUUGUUCUUCAGCCUUCGUAUAGCAGGAGUUUAAGCUUCACUAGUAUUUUUUUGAAUGAAGGUUGGGGUGAUUUACCCUUAAAGAUGGAUGACUCGGAGGAUAUGCUGGUUUACAGUGCUUUGCGCAACGCGGCAAACUUCGGGUGGACUCCUUUGAACCAGGUUGAUUUAACAACUAGUACGGUGGCAGUGGCAGUAGAAGAGAAGGGAGAGUCCGUCAAGGUAGAACGUCCUGAAAGCAAUGCGGUGCCACGGAGGGGGAUGAAUUUCAGAGGAGUGAGAAGGCGGCCGUGGGGAAAGUACGCAGCUGAGAUAAGGGAGCCUAAAAGGAAUGGAGCAAGGAUUUGGCUUGGAACCUACGAGACUCCCCAAGAUGCUGCUUUGGCUUACGAUAGAGCCGCUUUCCAAAUGCGCGGAGCUAAGGCUAAGCUCAAUUUUCCUCACUUGAUUGGCUCUAAUACUUGGGAACCAAUCAGAGUUGGCACAAGGCGCCGGUCACUGGAAUCUUCUUCAGCUUCAACCACAUCAUCUGCAAAGCCCAAGAGGAGGAAAAGUGCAAGUAACUCGGAGGCCAAAGCCAUCCUACAGGGAAAUACAAGUUUUGGUGCGGAGGUGGGUAGUUGGUCAGACAAGUUUUGGGUUAUUUGA